Messenger RNA from Lactuca sativa (garden lettuce), 1265 nucleotides. The record is from RefSeq and is a predicted model, not a curated record. Lineage: Eukaryota; Viridiplantae; Streptophyta; Magnoliopsida; Asterales; Asteraceae.
AGGAUUACCUCCCACACACGGAUGAAACCAUCAAUUGACCAAAUUUUUGCGAUGAGGGGAGGAAACAUACGAACAAAGCCGCCUGGAAUCAUGAGUUAGGUUUCCGUCGAGUUCAACCAGGUUUUGGAACAUUGUUCACCCACCUCGUAAUCCUCUCCUUUUUUUCUCCUAGUUGUCUCUACUCUCAACAUCAACGUUGCAAGAAGACAAACCACCUACCAUUAGUCCUUUCUUCGACCCUGUCCUCCUCACUUGCUCUAUUCCUUCUCUCCACCAGCUCGCUUGAUUAAUUUAUAAGCGUUAAUAGAUGCUCAGGCGACAACAUAUAGAACAACAAGUCAUCAGCAAAACCACAAGGUCUUUAAUUAGGGUUAGAAGCACAUGAUUCUUAGCGUUGGUAGUUGGGAUUGGGAUUGGAAUUGGAAUUCCUUGAGUUUUCUUAUUCUGGUUCCACAAAACCAUCAACGAUAGAAGUGGAGCUCUGUUUCGGAUAGAAGUGGAGGCGUCAAGAAUCAAAGGCUUGGUGCCCGAAAAUGUCAGACGCAUCUAUCAACCGCCUCAAGGCCUUACUCCAACUGGGAGAGCAGGCAUGUCAACGGUUUACUCUUUCCGAGAUUCAAUUGGCAACCAACAACUUUGACGAGACUUUAGUCAUUGGGCGUGGAGGAUUCGGCAAUGUGUAUAAAUGUAGGAUGAAGAUAGGGUUAGUAAGCGAAGUUGCAGUAAAAAGGUUGCACUCCAUGUCCACACAAGGGGCCCAUGAAUUUGAAGCGGAAGUUAAAGUUCUUUCUAAGCUUCGACAUGGUAAUCUUGUGUCUCUUGUUGGUUAUUGCAAUGAAGGAAAUGAGAUGCUCCUAGCUUAUGAGUUCAUGCCUAAUGGGACACUUAAAGAUCAUCUUCACAAAACUGAUUCCAAAUUAUCUUGGUUACGACGACUCAAGAUAUGCAUAGGUGCCGCUCGCGGAUUAGACUAUCUUCACACAGGCACAUCAACCCAAAAUGGAGUUAUACAUCGUGAUGUGAAGGCAUCUAAUAUUUUGUUGGAUGCAAACUUUGCAGCUAAAAUUUCAGAUUUUGGAUUGGCCAAAGUUGGUCCGAUAGGUCAGACACAAACUUAUGUCAGCACCAAUGUCAAAGGGACAUUUGGCUAUAUGGACCCGUCCUAUUUCCAUACUGGAAAAUUGACAAGAAAAUCUGAUGUUUACGCGUUUGGAGUUGUAUUGUUUGAGGUGUUGUCCGGGAGGCAAGCGAACGCUAGAUGAAGA